Microcebus murinus (gray mouse lemur) is the source of this 2592-nucleotide messenger RNA. The record is from RefSeq and is a predicted model, not a curated record. Lineage: Eukaryota; Metazoa; Chordata; Mammalia; Primates; Cheirogaleidae.
AUGGUUUGGGCUAAAUCCACUUACAUCUUCUCUUUUACCUUGUUUUGUGCCCACAUAACAGCUGUAUCGGUAAGUAGAGUUCUGCUCUUUGGAUAUUUAGAAAUAUCAAUUCUAGUAUACAUUAUCCAUUCUGUACAUUUUUUCUUUCAGAUUAAGCAUCUUUCUAAAGGAAAUGUACAUGAUGCAGAGCUUGGUGAACAGAAAGAUAUUUCAGAAAUCAAUUUAGCUGCAGGCUUGGACCUCUUUCAAGGGGACAUCCUCUUAAAGAACUCCAGAAAUGCCUUGAGAGACCCAAGCACCAGAUGGAAGUUCCCCAUUCCUUACAUCCUGGCUGACAACCUGGCACUGAAUGCCAAAGGAGCCAUUCUCUAUGCCUUUGAAAUGUUCCGCCUCAGGUCCUGCGUGGAUUUCAAGCCCUAUGAAGGAGAGAGCACAUAUAUCAUAUUUCAACAGUUUAGUGGGUGCUGGUCUAUGGUUGGUGACCAACAAGUGGGACAGAACCUUUCCAUUGGCCAGGGCUGCGACUACAAGGCCAUCAUCGAACAUGAAAUCCUGCACGCUUUGGGAUUUUAUCACGAGCAGUCACGGACUGACCGGGAUGAUUAUGUCAACAUUUGGUGGGAUGAAAUUAUUUCAGGGUAUGAGCACAACUUUAACACCUACGAUGACGACUUCAUCACAGACCUCAACACGCCCUAUGAUUACGAGUCUGUGAUGCAUUACGCACCUUUCUCAUUUAACAAGAAUGAGAGUGUCCCUACCAUCACGGCCAAGAUUGCUGAGUUUGACUCGGUCAUUGGGCAGCGCCUGGAUUUCAGUGCCUUGGAUUUAGAGAGGCUGAACCGAAUGUACAACUGCACCUCAACUCACACCCUUUUGGACCACUGUGCUUUUGAGAAGGCAAACAUCUGUGGGAUGAUUCAGGGCACCAGAGAUGAUGCUGACUGGGUCCAUGAGGACAGUGCCCAGGCUGGACAAGUGGAUCACACCUUGCUGGGACAAUGCAGAGGUGCCGGCUACUUCAUGCAAUUCAACACCAGCUCAGGCGCAGCAGAAGAGGCGGCCCUGCUGGAGUCCCGGAUUCUCUACCCAAAGAGGAAGCAGCAGUGCCUGCAGUUUUUCUACAAAAUGACAGGAAGCCCUUCAGACAGGCUUGUCGUCUGGGUCAGGAGGGAUGACAGUACCGGCAAUGUUCGCAAGCUGGUCAAGGUGAAGACCUUUCAAGGUACUCAGGGGUAUUCAUGCAAGGAUUGCUUUUGGCUGAAAAAAUCUAGGAUCGUGCUCCUUCUCUUCCUUCCCUUUCUCUUCCCUUUUCUCCUCCUUCCCCUCUUCCUUCCUUUUCUUCUCCUCCCACUCUUCCUCCUCUUCAUUAUCCUCCUCCUCCACCUCCUUUCUCCUCUUCUAAGAGCCCAGACUGGCAUAUUUGAAUGUCUGCAUAAAGAAGUAAUGCGAUUUUAUGUUACCUACAACUUUGCAGCGAUAAAUGGCUCUGUCAUCUGGGACAGGCCAUCCAGGGUGGGAUCCUAUGAUACGAACUGUGAUUGUUUUAGAAGCCUCGACUGGGGCUGGAAUACUUUCAUCUCCCACCAAAUGCUGGGAAGGAGGAGUUUCCUUAAAAAUGAUGACCUCAUCAUGUUCGUGGACUUUGAAGAUAUCACGUACCUUAACCAAACUGAAGUUCCCGCCAGAGGCGAAAGGCUGAGCCCCCAAGACCUUGUUCUCCAAGGCCGGGAGCAGCAGCAGGCCUCCCAGGAAGGCUCAGGCCCGGCCGUGGCAGUGGGAGCCCAGCCCGGAGUCCCGGGCCAGGGGCAGCCCGGGCGACAGAGGCGGUCAGUGGACAACACGGGCCCCUUGGAGGACCACAACUGGCCGCAGUACUUCAGAGACCCGUGUGACCCCAACCCUUGCCAAAACGACGGCAUCUGUGUGAACGUGAAGGGCAUGGCGAGCUGCAGGUGCGUCUCUGGACAUGCUUUCUUCUACACGGGGGAGCGCUGCCAGGCCAUGCAGGUGGACGGCAGCGUUCUGGGCCUGAUGAUCGGAGGCACGGCGGGGGUGGUCUUCUUGACCUUCACCAUCAUCUCCAUCCUUCGCCGAACGCCAAGGCAGUGACCCGCCUGCCGGUCUCGGCCAGACCGCAGAAGCCCCUCCUCCACUCAGGCCUUCCCUUCCUGUGGUCAAUCCAGUUUGGGACAGUUUCCAUCAGCCUUGCUUUGAAUGGGGCCUCUAAGGACCAAGGCCUCCAGUCCUACAUGUGACCCUGAUCAUUUUUCUGCCCCCUACAUGGUUCUGUUACCCUGCUAUGUGCUCCUAAUGUAUCUAGUGUGUCCUGUGACAAAACUCAUCAUGCUUAACUGUAAAUCACGUGUUUAACUGACUGUCUUUCCCUUGGACUGCAGGCUCCAUGAAGUCAUGUCGUCCUCAUUGACCAUGCAAGCCCCAAGUGCCUAGACACGUGCCUGGCUGGCACCUUGUGGGCACUCAAUAAAGGUUGAAUGAAUGAACCGAUAAAUGAAUGAAUAACUGAGAUCUAGAAGCCCUCUCAUGUCUAUUUCAGAUCAGGUAUAUACAAUAAAAUCCAUAUGUUGGUCA